Messenger RNA from Spinacia oleracea (spinach), 1293 nucleotides. Its product is annotated as F-box protein At5g52880. Gene Ontology annotation, molecular function: protein binding. Lineage: Eukaryota; Viridiplantae; Streptophyta; Magnoliopsida; Caryophyllales; Amaranthaceae. The record is from RefSeq and is a predicted model, not a curated record. Bases 169 to 1056 code for a protein of 295 amino acids. The transcript is spliced from 7 exons.
GCCAUUCAGGUGAUUGAUUAGCAAUUUCUCCUCCUCCUCUGGGUGGAAAAUCCAAGCACCCACCUUUAACACCACCGCAAUAAUACCAAAUCUCAAUUCUCUCUCCUCCUUCCACAAACAAGCCUUUCAAUGGCGAAGCUUUGAAGUUCUCCGACAAAUUAGACAAAAAUGGCGGGGGCAAUAAAAAAAUACAAAAACUUGAAAUUGCGAGAAUCACUUUCUGUCUCCUACCGCUACCCAAUUGUUUGCAACGAGCUUGGCGUAAUUCUUCGGUUAGGUUACUCCAAAUCCCCUAAACCCCUUCAAUCUCUUAUUCUUGAAGAUACCAUCGCCGCCUUUCGCCUCCUUCCUCAAAUGCAGACACAAGGUGCUGUUUCAGCAGCUAAUCUUCUCAGCCAGAGUGCAGAAGCUGCUUUGCCAAAGCAGAAACGAGGUCUAGCAGCUACAGAAUUCAAGCAAGCAAAAGUUGCUUACAAGAGACGUUCCAAAACUCAGGUGGAAGAUAAAGAUGUUGGCCAAUUGCCUCAAGAUGUUCUUGUACAUCUCUUCAAUUUCCUGGAAAUGCCAACUUUAGUAACUGUUGGUAUGGUGUGCCGGUCGUGGAAUGAAGCAGCAGUUGACAACUACCUUUGGAAGUUCCAUUAUAACACCCAUUUUAGUGACUCGGAAAGUAUUCUAAAAAUGGAGGAUCGUCAAGAUGGUGUUACUGCGAAAGACAGGCAGCAUACAGCUUCAAAUGGUGAGAGUGAAGAUGUAAACUACGACUGGAAAGAUGCUUUCAGAAGAUUAUAUUUAGCCAUUCCAUCACGGAGAUACAAGUAUAACAGGGGAUAUUGUGGUCAGUGUCGUUCAAUUGUUUGGCUUAGUAACUUGAAAUGUCCUAAUAAACACUCGUCGAGGCGAGGUUCUGGAGGUCAGCUACUGAAGCCUUUAUCGCCUAGCCAGAUUGUCAGAUACAUUUUAGAUGAUACUUAUUGGUUGAUAUAUUCUUCAGAUACUGAUGAUGACGAUAGUGAAUCAGAUGAAGUUCCUUGUACUCGGUUUUGGAUGCUGUAGAAGAUGGAUAUGUCUAUCUGAGAUCGGCUUCUUUAUUAUUGUACCGAGUAUUAUAUACGGAAUAUAUAUUCCCUAUAGAAAUACGAGUAGGAUAAAAUGGUUGUAUAACAAAUUCAAUCUGUUUUUAUUUAUACAACAUUUAGCAAUUCCUGGGAACCCAUUCUUAAAUGGACUUGGUCCACGCUAAAUUUAUUGUGGACCAUGUCUUAAAAUAAAGUCAACAACUUGUUCCUAAUU